CAACCAGCUGGAUUGAUACUUGUGCUGUAUAGUACAACGGCUUCCGCUCUUUUUUCUCUGAGAAAGCUUUCCUAUGAUAAUCAUUUAAAUCCAACUCCGGUGCAAUGUCAGCUGACGUCGAUAGGGCAUUGUCAAAACGCUUAACCCAUCCACUGGCUACUUUGGGGGGGGAGACUCGCAAAUUUCGCCUUGCGGUGGAGAGCAGGUGUGCCCUUUUGCAAGGGGGAAAAAUUGUCACUUUGGGAGGAGAAGAGCCAGGGCCUCAGCCUUUAGUGAACAGCUUUCUUGCCCUCGGCAUCGCUCUAGACGGCCGGCCUGAUUCCUUGUAGGUAUUUUCUCGACUUUCUCCAGAUACUUAUAUGUAUGAUAAACGCCUUCGCUCUUCCGCCACCCGCUGGCUUUCAUACCAACUAACUCACUCCCGUUCCGCUCCGUCACCACCCCCCUCAUAUACCUCCAAGUCAUGCCCUCUAUCCACUAUUUUCCUACCAGACUCCUAAAGAGCCUUCCGGACGGGACGUCAGUGGAACUCUGCUUUGUCUUGCUUGUGGACGAGGAAAUGCACAUGACGAUUGUGGCGAGGACCUACGAGCUCUUGCAUACAACCGGCGACUCCCAGGUUCCUACGCACAGUUUCAGAUUCCCGCCCAAUGGCGACUUUGUGUCGUCGCCGAUGGGAAUGGCGAUAUUGACGGGGGAAUUGACAAUAAUGGUUGAGCAGUUCGUGAGUUCAGAGAGAGAAGAGGACGAGGGGAAGGGGAAGGGAGAGAGAGAGUUGGCGUUUCCCCUGCGAGCUGGUACGCCUCUGCCGGGGGUGGAACAGGUAGCCGAGGAAGGGGAACGGGCAUACGAUUAUCCGGAAGAGUAUAUCGAGGAAUCUCCAAAAGGUCCCCCACCAUCACCAGAAAUCACUGCCACCCAUCCGCCCAUCCACCCUGACCCUCAACGGCUCAGCAGGCCCUCACUCCCCCCUUCCGCGCCACCCCUAAAAUACGUUUCCAAGUUCCUCCCGCAGCCGGAUAUUCGCUCGCUCACCAUCGCCGAGAGAAGGGUCCGAACUCGGCUUGCCGGGGCACCCAUAGCAGGGCAGACUGUCCGGUUCCCCCCCGGGCGGAUCAACGUUGCUCUCGCCGAGGGGUACGGGCGGGGGACUAUAAUGGGUUUGCAUUUGUGAGGGGAAACAGAAAAACAAAGGCGAAAACAAACAGUUAGAUUGGUGGUCUAAGUGGGGUACUUUUUUAUUUUAUUUUAUUUUUUAUUUUUUCUUAUCCUCUCUUACCUUUUUUCGUAUCAAUAUCUUUUCGCCUGUUGUCUGUUUCAGAUCUGUCUCUUUGUCUUUUAUUUUCAAAUUAUCGUAUUAUCAUUAUGUAGCGGUGAACUUAAUAUGUUGAAGAAUGAGAAGAAAUUUAUCACUGUCG
Messenger RNA from Tuber melanosporum (Perigord truffle), 1418 nucleotides. RefSeq lists its product as uncharacterized. The transcript has 2 exons. The coding region runs from base 464 to 1174 and encodes 236 amino acids. NCBI's taxonomy places the organism in Eukaryota, Fungi, Ascomycota, Pezizomycetes, Pezizales, Tuberaceae. The record is from RefSeq and is a predicted model, not a curated record.